Messenger RNA from Cygnus olor (mute swan), 1560 nucleotides. RefSeq names its product RAD9-HUS1-RAD1 interacting nuclear orphan 1 (gene RHNO1). Gene Ontology annotation, cellular component: chromosome; nucleus. The coding region runs from base 572 to 1390 and encodes 272 amino acids. The record is from RefSeq and is a predicted model, not a curated record. Lineage: Eukaryota; Metazoa; Chordata; Aves; Anseriformes; Anatidae. The transcript is spliced from 3 exons. Gene Ontology annotation, biological process: recombinational repair; DNA damage checkpoint signaling; cellular response to ionizing radiation.
GUAAUCGUGCAAGAUACCUAUAACGCAGGAGGGAAACAUCAAGUAUUUUAAAACUUAAAAUUUCCGAAAUGAAACCGUAUGGAUAAGUAGCAGCUAGAAAUUGAAAGAAUUCUGAGUAUUAUGGCCUUAUACACCAAUUUUAUAGAUUAAGUUUCCAAUUCUUAAAUUGUUCUUCAGUGGUAACUAGGUUAGGUAGUGAGUUGAUGUGAAGAAAUUAUUUAAGUCUUCUAGAUAGCUGAUUUGUCACAGAGGAUUAAGCAGGUCAACUGAAUCGCAUUGCAAAUGUUUGUUUUGGCUUUUUUUCUUCUCUCUCAGCAAUUUUUAAUUUCCUUAAAAUUGUCAGUGACCAAACUAGUUCUGAACAUAGUUGGUUCUAUAUUUCAGUAUUUUAGUCAGGUCUUAUCACGUGUGGAUGUCUUUCAAAUUACUUCUAAAAUAUCUUUAUGAACGUGCCUAUGCAAGUUUGUCAGAUUUGAGAGCGCUUUAGCAUCUUCUCAGAGUGCUUUUGUCUUUCUCCACUUGGUUCUCGCAAGCGUCAUGAGGUUUCUAAGUGGCUUUACCAUAUCUUUUGAUGCCUCCGAAGAAGAAGCGUACUUGCAAUGCCAGGAAGGCAGAACUGGUAUUCCUUGAGGAACCAUGGGAGGGACCCAUCCAUUGCUGUGAAACUCCACAACCUUUGGCUGAGAAUCCAAGACAUGUUCCUACAAAACCUAUAGACCAGAAUACCUCUGCUGCCUGGGUGUGCGCACAAUUUGAAACAACUAAGUCAUUGGUCUUGAAAGCAUUUCAGAAGAAGCAUCGUGGUCCUUGUAAACCGCAGAAGCAGGAUGCCAACCAUGGUUUGCCUUGUGCAAGGGGAGCUUGUCAAAGACCUGUAGCCUGCAAAUUUCCUCCUUUAACUUUUGAGAAUUCAGAAGGAUGUGCAGUCCGCUCCCUGGAUGUGCUGAAUCAUGCAGGGAAGAACGCACAGCACUCUCACAGCUGGUGCAAGAAUGGCACAGCAGCAAAAAACAACGUUCAGGCAGCCAGUUCAGAGAACUGUGAAGAAACACCGUCAAUGCCUGUCCCUCAGCCUGUGGAGCGAGAAGCCUUCAGCCCACCAGAUAUUGGGACUCCGCAGCCUCCUGUAAGGAACAGGAGAUGCAGCAGCACUCGGUCACGAACUGGUAGCCGUGCCUGGCAAACAGAAGGAGAGUUGGCAUCUGGCACUGAACCCUGCGGGAGAGGGGAAGAGGCAGCAGUACUGGUUACAGACACUCCGGAGGAAGAGUAUGGAGUAAGGGUCACCUGGAGACAACGGCCUCACAUCCUGAAGUACCUGCGGGACAGGGGGAAGCUGAGCGCCGCUGACAUACUGGUGAAGAGGGACCCUGAACUCUGCAGGAGAUAGGAACGGUAAUUCUGCUGCGUGCAGAGACGUGCCUGCUCAGAAAACUUUAUUCCCGAGGAUGAGGAGGGAAGCUGACCGCAGCCCCAGCCGCUGCUGUGGCACCGCGGGGGGCGGCGUGAGGAGCCCCGCGGGCCGGCAGCGCGCUCCGCCCUCAGGCGGCCGGCGGCGGC